Molecule: messenger RNA, 1245 nt
Organism: Fonsecaea multimorphosa CBS 102226
Lineage: Eukaryota; Fungi; Ascomycota; Eurotiomycetes; Chaetothyriales; Herpotrichiellaceae
Exons: 1
Coding region: 1-1245 (414 amino acids)
Molecular function (GO): peroxiredoxin activity
Source: RefSeq, a predicted model, not a curated record
AUGCCUCUCAUCAACGGCCAGGCCAAAAUAUCCUCAUACGUACGCCCCGUGGAACAAGUAGGCUACCAUGAAGCAUUCCGCUUUGGCGGCGACCACCUCAAGAACAACGUCGCUCGGGUGGUCGAACAGAACCCGGGCCUCGGACGGACCAUACUCGACGGAUUCGGCACGAACCUGGGCAACACGGUUGUCAGCUACCGCGAAUGGGCGUUGCUGUCUAUUGCGACGCUGACAGCGAUGGGCGACACGAGCGAUCAGUUGAACGUGUAUGUCGAGGGAGCCUUUCGCCACGGGGCGACGCGCGAGGAGGUGCUGGACGUGUUCAAACACGCCAACGCAUUCGUGGGUGCUCCUCGCUCCGUCAACGCCGUCCGAAGCACUUGGGAUCUUUUAUCUACCUUGUGGCCCGAAACCGCGCAAGACGGGUACAAAGAGCACAUAAUCCGCAUGGGAGACCACGACACGCUCGUCCGCGACAGCCACGGCGCCGGCGUGCCCAUGGUGCUGAUCCACGCUCUCAGCAUGGACAGCCGGAUGUGGCGAGACGUGUUUUCCCCGAUUGCAGCCACGGGAGUCCGCGUCAUUGCGUACGAUCUCCGCGGCCACGGCUAUGCUCGCGGCGCUCCUCUAACACGCGAUCUGGAACACCUGUGCUCGGACCUCGAACUCCUCCUCGACACAUUGGGAAUCGACAGGGCUGACAUCUGCGGCGCCUCAUACGGAGGAGCCGUGGCGCAGCAUUUCGCGCUCGACUACCCUCACCGAACCCGCUCUCUCAGCGUGCUAGCAACGGCCGGCAAGGCGCCACCUGUCCUGGCCACCCGAGCGGAUCGAGCAGAGCAAGACGGCAUGGACUCUCUGGUGGCAGAGUCCAUCAUCCGAUGGUUCUUGCCCGAAACCAUCGCCGAAGACACGUGGUGUGUGCGCUACGCGCGGGGAUGCGUCCGACGCGCCCGAGUCGAGGACUGGGCCGCGGCGUGGAGAGCCAUGGCCCGACUCGACUGCCUGGAGAGGCUAGGGGACCUGAAAGGCCCCGUCCUCGUGCUUUCGGGCAGGCAAGAUGCGUCUUGCACGACGCCUAUGAUGAAGGCCAUCGCUGACGCUUGCACGAGCACGGACGCGCAGUUUGAGGAGGUCGAUCCGGGGACACAUAUGAUGGUCAUGGAGAUGCCGCAGCCCGUGGCCGAGAAGCUCAUAGCUUUCCGUGACAAGGUUGGUGGAACCGCCAAUGUAUUGAAAAUGUAG